AUGUUUGUUUUCGCCUUAGCUGUGCUUCUAGCUGUUACAUUCAGCACAGCUGCGGAUCUGGACGGUGAACUGGUGCGCACGAAACGCCAAUAUGGUGGCGGAUAUGGCGGCGGAUUUGGCGGGUUUGGUGGUGGCGGAUUUGGCGGGUUUGGUCGUGGCGGACAUGGCGGGUUUGGUCGUGGCGGACAUGGCGGGUUUGGUCGUGGCGGAUAUGGCGGAUAUGGAGGAGGCUAUGGGGGCUAUGGGGGCUAUGGAGGGGGCUUUGGCCGUUAA
Molecule: messenger RNA, 273 nt
Organism: Rhagoletis pomonella (apple maggot)
Lineage: Eukaryota; Metazoa; Arthropoda; Insecta; Diptera; Tephritidae
Product: neuropeptide-like protein 29
Exons: 1
Coding region: 1-273 (90 amino acids)
Source: RefSeq, a predicted model, not a curated record